CCUCUGACCUCGCUGAUCAACACGAAAACACGCCGCCAUUUCACUCGCUUCGUUGUUCUGUGGGUAGAUUCUGACGGUGACUUGCAGUCUAGCUGGCAUUACAUCAGAAACCGGGAGAUUAGAGCUUGAUUCGCGGCUCCUAGACAGUGCAGUGGUGAAGUGUCUGACAUUAUGAGUACAAAUGGGUUCAGCACAGAGGAGGACAGCCGCGGGGGUCAUGACCAGAUCUGUUGCUUGAUUGACAGCAAUGAGCGUUGUACGCGGCAAGCCGGCAAUGCCAGUUACAGCAAGCGCAUACAGAAAACAGUUCAGCAGCGAAAACUGAAGCUCACCAGGGAUGACAGUGUGUCACACAUCUACAUCUGUGACUUCCACAAGAGCAUGAUCCAGAGUGUACGCAGCAAGCGGAAGAGGAAGGACAGUGAGGACGACAGGGGAUCACCUGAUGGAGACGAUGAUGUACCGGAGAUUGACUUUUUCCAAAUGCCUGUGAAUGCCCUUCGACGUUACAAGCGCCAUUUCAAAAUCUCCACACGUCCUGGCCUCAACAAAGCACAACUAGCUGAUGCUGUUGCCCGACAUUUCCGUACUAUCCCUGUUGUUGAGAAAGAGGCUCUGACCUACUUCAUCUAUAUGGCAAAAAACUACAAGAGUCGGUUUGACCAGAAAUACAUUGACACAGUCCACAGCUAGUCAAACUCAUGUUUAUUUUGUGUAUAUUUUACAUAUAUUGUUUUGAUGUUACAUUUGAACUCCAUUCUCAUUUUGUAUGUUAUUGUGUGAUACCAACACGACCAUAGAACAAUAUGGAAAAUAAAUAAUGUAUAUGUAA
Molecule: messenger RNA, 832 nt
Organism: Haliotis rufescens (red abalone)
Lineage: Eukaryota; Metazoa; Mollusca; Gastropoda; Lepetellida; Haliotidae
Product: histone deacetylase complex subunit SAP30L-like
Exons: 5
Coding region: 172-693 (173 amino acids)
Biological process (GO): regulation of DNA-templated transcription
Cellular component (GO): histone deacetylase complex
Molecular function (GO): protein binding; transcription coregulator activity
Source: RefSeq, a predicted model, not a curated record